Molecule: messenger RNA, 1783 nt
Organism: Salvia miltiorrhiza (redroot sage)
Lineage: Eukaryota; Viridiplantae; Streptophyta; Magnoliopsida; Lamiales; Lamiaceae
Product: PTI1-like tyrosine-protein kinase At3g15890
Exons: 4
Coding region: 528-1589 (353 amino acids)
Biological process (GO): protein phosphorylation
Molecular function (GO): protein kinase activity; ATP binding
Source: RefSeq, a predicted model, not a curated record
AUCCAUUUUCAAGUAAAAGAAAUAAAAGAUUAUCCAUUUUAUUUUCUGGAAACCUUCAUUAUUUUCCGUUGAAGUAAGUAUAUUUAAAUAAGUGGAGGAAAAAGUUGAGGAGCUCUGGGAAUUUGAAUUCUGGAAGAGGAAAGAUCCAACAAACAUUCAAACAAAGUUGAGAAACAAGAGAAAGACAUCUUCUCUCUCCCACACAAACACGCAGGCACAAACCCAAUCAGCUCCACGUUUCUCGUUUUCUCGAUUUAUAACAAACCUCCCUUUUUUUGUCAAUUCACUUUCUUUCUCACUAGCUUUGCUCAAUCAACUUAUCGUUGUCGCAAACAUUUCAAACACCAGCGAAGCAUUCCCAAACACCUUUUUAAAUCCUUACAGUUUCUAGCUUUGCUGAGGUGAUGGGCUUUUACUUUUAGUGAGAGGAAGGGGUUUCAUGGCGGCUCUAUUCAGCAGAAACAAGUUCUUGUGAAAAAUCUGCAGAAAAGGGGGGUUUUGCAUAUUGGAUUGUUGUGUAAAGAUUUAUGGAUUUCUUCUCAAUUUUUUGCUGUGUUAAGGGUUCAGAUCGUAAAAACCAAGGGAAAAAGGAGACAACAUGGAGGAUUUUUUCUCUGAAAGAAUUGCAAUUGGCUACAAACAAUUUUAACUAUGAUAACAAGCUUGGAGAAGGUGGCUUUGGCAGUGUUUAUUGGGGUCAGCUCUGGGAUGGUUCUCAAAUUGCUGUAAAAAGGUUAAAGUCAUGGAGUAACAAGGCAGAGGUUGAGUUUUCUGUUGAAGUCGAGAUACUUGCUCGUGUACGGCACAAAAAUUUGCUCACAUUACGUGGCUAUUGUGCUGAAGGGCAAGAGCGUCUGAUUGUCUACGACUACAUGACCAAUCUGAGCUUACUGUCACAUCUUCAUGGGCAACACUCUGCUGAAUGUCAUCUCGACUGGACAAGACGGAUGAACAUUGCUCUUGGUGCUGCUGAGGGCAUCGUCUAUCUACACCAUUAUGCAACCCCACACAUAAUCCACCGAGACAUCAAAGCCAGCAAUGUGCUGCUAGAUUCCGAUUUCAAAGCUCAAGUUGCUGAUUUUGGAUUUGCAAAGUUCAUUCCUGACGGUGCAACGCAUGUGACCACGAGGGUCAAGGGUACUCUUGGCUACCUUGCCCCAGAGUAUGCAAUGUUAGGUAAGGCAUCAGAGAGCUGUGAUGUUUACAGUUUCGGCAUUCUCUUGCUCGAGCUUGCUAGUGGCAAGAAGCCACUGGAGAAGCUCAGUUCAACGAUGAAACGGCCGAUCACAGACUGGGCUCUGCCUCUGGCUUGCGAACGAAAGUUCAGCGAACUUGCAGAUGUAAGGCUUGAUGGGAAGUACAAUGAAGAGGAGCUGAAGAGAGUCGUCUUUGUCGGACUAAUCUGUGCGCAUAAUCAGCCGGAGAAGAGACCGACGAUGCUCGAGGUGGUGGAACUGCUAAAAGGAGACAAGGAGAAGUUUGCUGCAUUAGAAAGUGAUGAAAUGUUCAAGAGCCCUCCUGUUGCAGAAGACAGUUGUGAAUCUGUCACAGAUGAAAAGGAGCAGAAACAAGAAAUCGAAAAUGUCUGAGUCUUGGAGAUUGAGCAGUUAUCUAUGGCUUGUAAAAAUGAUUGUUUUUUCCCCUUUUUCCUUCUUUCUUGAUUGUUGAUUUUUGGCCAUGAAACAGAAGCCUGUAAGUUGGAAAGAAUCGAAACGAUUAUUGAGUUUGCUGUGCUUUCCUGGAGUGAUUGUUGAAUGAUGAAUGGAAUGAGAUUGAAAUUUUA